Molecule: messenger RNA, 1918 nt
Organism: Elaeis guineensis (African oil palm)
Lineage: Eukaryota; Viridiplantae; Streptophyta; Magnoliopsida; Arecales; Arecaceae
Cellular component (GO): nucleus
Source: RefSeq, a predicted model, not a curated record
CAAUCCGGCCGGGUACUGCCACGAUUCACAAGUUGUCCAACCCAAGGCCACCUUCUGCAGUCCGUUGCACUUCUUCUCUCUCUCUUUAGCCCCACCAUCUCCAGUCUCCAGGCUUCAGCCGCUGUGGAGAGCGAGAGAGGAGCGAUGGAGGGAGAGGAGGAAGCCAAGAAGCCGAAGGAGGAGGUGGAGGCGGAGAUAUCGCGGGCGAUGCGCGCUCGCGUGGGGGAUUUCAAGGAGCAGGCAGACUCCUUGACUCUUGAAGGUGUUAGACGAGCACUAGAGAAGGACUUAGGGAUGAAGACAUUUUCACUGGAUGUCCAUAAGAGGUUUAUAAAGCAAUGUUUGGAAGAGUACUUUUAUGGUGCUGAUGAUGAGAAUGCAUCCAAAAGCUCAGGAAAAGUCAGAACAGAACCUGCUCAAUCAGUGAAAGAAGAGAAGUCAGGUCAACCUGAAUAUCUUCAGUCAACAAUCGAACAAAAAAAUAACAGUUCCAGCCCUGCUGAAGAAACAGAAGGAUCUGCUUUGUUUGGAAAGAAAUCAACGGAUCAUGAGAUUGAAAAUAGUGACAGUGAUUUAAAUGAAGAGACCAUCAAGGAGGCAAUAAAAAAGAGGGCUUCUUAUUUUAGAGCUAAUUCUGAGCGUAUUACUUUACAACAAGUUCGUCGAUUGUUGGAGGAAGAUCUUAAACUUGCAAAGAAAACUUUGGAUGCAUACAAAAGUUUUAUCAGCAAAGAAUUAGAUAUGGUCCUGCAAUCACCCGAAAUUCUUAAAUCUGCAAAUGGUGUUAAGAAGAAACCUAAGAAAGCUUCUCGAGAUGUGGGUGAGAAAAGCCUGAGCAAAGUCUCUAAAAAGGCCCAUAGGAAAUCAGAUAACUCAGAGAGCAACAAUAUCCUCAGUGAGGAUGAUGAGGUUGAUGAAGAAAUAAGACCAAAAAAGAGGACAGCUGAAAAAAUUAAAGCUAGCUUGAAAAGUCCGAAAAGGCAGAAAAAAUCAAUGGAAGAUAAUAAAUCACCCGUUUCUAAGAAGAAAAAACCUGUGGAAGCAGACUUAGAAGACAAGAGUUCGGAAGAUGAGGGUGCAAAGUCCUCUGAGGAUGGCGAUUCUCACUCAUCUGCGGAAGAGGAAGUCAAGAAGAAACAAGAGAAGCCAACUCAAGUGUAUGGAAAACGAGUAGAGCACCUCAAGUCAAUAAUCAAAUCCUGUGGGAUGGGCGUUCCUCCAACGGUUUAUAGGAGGGCCAAACAGGCUCCUGAAAGCAAACGUGAAGCCUUCUUAAUAAAAGAGUUGGAGGAGAUUCUUCAAAAGGAAGGGCUAUCAACUAAUCCUUCUGAAAAAGAAAUUAAAGCAGUUAGAAAACGAAAAGAAAGAGCAAAAGAACUUGAAGGCAUUGACUUGAGCAACAUAGUGUCAAGUUCUCGUCGAAGAACUACAUCCAGUUACAUACCUCUACCAAAGCCUAAAAUAGAAGUUGAAAGUGAUGGAGAUGAAGAAGAUGAGGAAGACGAGGAUGAUGAGGAAAAUGAGGAAGGUUCAGAUGAUGGUGAUAAUGAUGGGGGAGAUUCAGGUGAAGGAUCUGAUGAAGAUGUUGAAGAUGAAAGUGAUUGAAGUGCUGCAACCUUUUCACAUUCUUCACAUGCUAUUGCUCUAGUGAAGGACUGUAUUACAAACUAUAGAUCCCAUCUGUUUCAUCCUUUAGCUAAGUAAAUGUAUAUUUCUAGGGGGACUUGUGGCGUUGAUAUGGUAGAGCUGAUCUUAUCUAUGAUCAAUGAGUUGAUUAGGAAAGUGACAAUCCUUCGACUGAACUCAUGUUUGUUGAGUGCAGUCUACGUUACAAUUUUGUGUGGUUUAAGAGAUUUUAACUUUAAGGUGAUUUGGAUUCUUCAGCAGAAAAUACCGUGGGCAUCUCCAGCCAUUUUAU